AUGCUGGAACAUUCAAGCAAAUUGGAAUUCACCCAGUACGAAAUCGCUGGUGGUAAUUGGAACUCUGAAUACCAAAUCGUGACCGACGGCUCAACCAUAUACCACGUCCAAAACUCAACUUCCACGCCAGACAAACCAGAACUUACUUUCUACGCCGGAACGAACACCAAUGGUCCAGUCGCAGGAACUGGCAAAUUCAUUCGCUUCUCAUCAGACGUCAAGAUCAACCUAGGUGAUCCAAGCCAUUCGGACAAGGCAACAUGCACUACCACUCUAAGCAAGAAGGGUUUCCUCUCAACCCGCCACACCUUCCAAAUGGAUAUCCACGGCGAAAAUCGCACUUUCACUUGGAAGAACACAGAAUCCCAUGAGAGCUUCGGUCCGACUGGGAGCCACAAGAUGGUUGACGAACAGAACCAGGUUCUAGCGGUUCUCUCGCCUGGUGGUGGUCGUGUGCAGAAAGAUGGGUACGUGAAUGUUUAUGCAUUCUGGGGUGAGAGCUUUGAUUUGAUGGUUCUUGUUACUGCACUGGUUCUUAGGGAAAAGACCAGGCGGGAGAAGGGGGAAUCUUCGUAUGUUGCGGGUGGUGGUGGCCUAUCGUCUGCAUUUUGA
Penicillium arizonense is the source of this 612-nucleotide messenger RNA. RefSeq lists its product as uncharacterized. NCBI's taxonomy places the organism in Eukaryota, Fungi, Ascomycota, Eurotiomycetes, Eurotiales, Aspergillaceae. The transcript has a single exon. The record is from RefSeq and is a predicted model, not a curated record. Bases 1 to 612 code for a protein of 203 amino acids.